This is a messenger RNA of Leptopilina heterotoma, 1852 nucleotides long. RefSeq lists its product as uncharacterized. The transcript has 4 exons. Lineage: Eukaryota; Metazoa; Arthropoda; Insecta; Hymenoptera; Figitidae. The coding region runs from base 148 to 1374 and encodes 408 amino acids. The record is from RefSeq and is a predicted model, not a curated record.
CAUUAAUUUUGUUUCUCUUCUACUUAUUACAUGAAAGCUGUUUUAAGUAUACUUAGAGAUAAACAAUUUUGUUUUUGAAGUUUCUUUUUUUUAAAUUACAAAUAGUCAUUGUUGAGUGUUACUUUUUGUACCAAUUUUUAUCUCAUAAUGAUUGUUACUACUUUGCAAAUGCUUUCUAUUAUUGCUGGGUAUUUCAAUCUUGUCACUUUAUAUAUGCGAUUGUGCCAAGCUAGACCUGGGAUCCGACGAUGGUGGGUAAAACCGCAUAUAAGACAUAAUUUGCGUGAAUUGUUUGGUGCCUACCAAACAUUAUUUUUAUAUUAUAUUAGAAGUGACCACGAAGAAUUUUACAAAAUGGCCAGAAUGACACCAGAUCAAUUUGAUCUGCUUUACAAUUUAAUUGCCCAUAGGCUUCAGAAAGCUAGUUUGAGACGACCGCUUUCGAAAAAACUGCGAUUAAUAUUGACUUUAAAUUAUUUGGCAAAUGGUGAUAGCAAUCGCACCACAGCUAAUUUUUUUCGAAUUGGUCUUUCAACUACAUACAGAGUAGUAGAUGAAGUGUGUAACAUCAUUUGGGAAUGUUUAUCUUCUACUUAUAUAGGAAGAAAGGAUGCCUUUGAUUGGAAAAUUGUUGCACGCGGAUUUAAAGAAAGAUGGGAUUUCCUGAAUUGUUUAGGUGCCAUUGAUGGCAAAGAAAUACGUAUAAAGAAGCCACCACAUUCAGGAACCAUGUUUUUCAACUAUAAAAAUUUUUAUAGUUUUAAGCUUUUGGCAGCUUGCGAUGCUUACUAUAGGUUUACGUGGAUAGAUGUUGGAGAUUACGGAUCAGUGAGUGAUGUUUCCGCAUUUAAUCACACCGAUUUUAGCAUCGCACUGGAAAACAAUGAAGCAGAUUUACCACAAGAUGCUGCAAUAGAUGGAACAAAUAUUGUACUUCCGUUUUGUUUUAUUGGUGAUGCAAUUUUCCCCCUUAAGCAAUAUUUAAUGAAGCCCUUCGAUAGAAAUAGAGGAUUAAAUGAGACAGAAGCAAAUUUUAACUACAGAUUGGCCAGGGCUAGAAACUCUAUUGAGGAUUCUUUUGGUCUUAUUACAAACAAAUGGACUAUUUUAAAAGAUAGAAUGGAUUUUAGUUUAAAAACGUCAAUAACUAUUGUUCAAGCAUUGGUUUGUCUUCAUAAUUUUAUUUUGACACAAGAACUAUUGUUAGAUGAUGAAGACAAAAUAUAUUAUCCAGAAAAUGGUAGAAGACCAAACGUUGUGAUUGAUGACGACAAUCCAAAUGAAGAGGACGACAUAGAGAUUCCUCAAAAUGUUUUCCAACAGAGGCAUAUGCUAGCUGAAUAUUUUCUAUCAGAGGAGGGAACUUUGCAGUAAAAAGUAAUUUGACAAAUAUCUGCAUACUUUGUUCAAUUUCCCAUACUUUCCUAUGACUGACGGAUAGCUUUUCUUACUGUAUACACUUCUACUUAGCGAAAAAAAAUUCAUAAAAAACAUCAACAAAAUCUCGAUCUAAAGGUAUCUCCCCCCUUAAAAAUUAGUUUCAGGUACAUCAAUUUUCUAAAUUGCUUUUUAAUACUCUGACUGGGCACGGCCUAGAAAGUUUUUUGAACGCCACUAUUAAUUAAUAAAAUCACAAGGUUGUAAAUGCAAAAAAAAAAUUUCCCAAAAAAAUGACGAAGAAAAUAGAAAUAUAUAUUGAAAGCAAAGAAAAAUUCCUUAUAAUUUUUUAAUGCAUACUCUGAUAGUAUUAUAUCCAAUAAUAUUAUAAUAACUUAUUUGCAUUAUUUGUAAUUUUUAAUUACAAAUAAAUCGAAUUUGGUUGAGGACAGUCUUAGUUAUUAUCGUAAUUCAA